Messenger RNA from Cylas formicarius (sweet potato weevil), 1258 nucleotides. RefSeq names its product odorant receptor 30a-like. Bases 29 to 1201 code for a protein of 390 amino acids. The record is from RefSeq and is a predicted model, not a curated record. NCBI's taxonomy places the organism in Eukaryota, Metazoa, Arthropoda, Insecta, Coleoptera, Brentidae. Gene Ontology annotation, biological process: sensory perception of smell; detection of chemical stimulus involved in sensory perception of smell. Gene Ontology annotation, molecular function: odorant binding; olfactory receptor activity. Gene Ontology annotation, cellular component: plasma membrane. The transcript has 5 exons.
GCGAGGGUCGAAGUGGUAUAGCAGAAUCAUGGUUGCCAAGCAAGCAGAGAGGUCCAUCCUCGAUUUCCCUAAACGUUUUAUGGUUGUCACCGGAAUAUGGCGAACUUCUUCGAUCACACCUCACCCGACGAUGCAGAAAGUAUACGUGGCCUAUUGCAUCUUCAUCAAACUAUACUACACGUUGUUCGUGGCGUUACUCAUAAUAGAAUUCGGUCGGAGCCUGGCUUCGACAAAUUCAGUAGAGUUCAGACAACUGUGUUACAUUAUUUCCACGGUAACGAUCUUUUACGCUACAUUGGUCUGCGACACCGUUAACUUCAGGCGGCUCAUAUCUUACAUCGAAGACCGAGUCAGCCGUGUAGCUGGAUGCGACGACGAAGAGAUUUCGAUAUUGCACUCGCGACAACUUAAAAUUGGCAAACUUGUCAGCACGAUUUUGGUUCUCACCGUAGCGAGUACCGGGUCUGCCGUUGUUUUCGAAAAUAUAUGGCGUAACGUGGUGAAUAUGAAGUACUAUUCAGGCCGAAAUGAAACCGCCGAUAUAGUCUCCAUCGUUAACCUGUACUACUUCGGAAUUAGUCGCAGACCUAAAAUCGUUUUUGUGUUUGUCGACGAGUUUCUGUGCGUGUUCAACACUACUUUGACACUGGCCACCAAAAGUAUUACGCUUUCGUGCAUGUUAUUCGCUUCUGUCGCGUUGCAGGAGCUUCAGAUUGGGUUCAGGAGGAUAGGAUCUGAUAGAGACGUUAAGCUAAACAUGGAACAAGUUAUUUCACAACAUCGGGAGCUAAUUAGCUACGUUGAGUUAUUAAACAAUAUGGUGAAGUACAUAAUUUUGUUCGAGUACGUAUUCGAGUCAUUGAACGUCGCUGCUAUCUCAGUACAGAUGACCAAGUCGGAAUCCCAAACGCUCCUGUCGUUGGCACUAUAUCUGACUUACGUACUGAUUCAAAUAUUCCUGCUGGGCUGGAUUGCGAACGAAAUAAAGAAUCAGAGCGUGGCCUUAUCAGACGCUCUCUAUGAGUCCCCUUGGUAUGAACAAAAUGAAUCAUCAAAGAAGGUGAUACUAGUGAUGAUAAAGCAGGCCCAGAAACCUUUGACGUUGACCAUUGGUCCCUUCGACGCGAUGACGUUGCAGUCUGCCCUGGCGAUCAUCAAGGCAUCUUAUUCGUAUGUUACUCUGUUAACGAAUAGCUACUAAUAAUUCAGACAACACUCUUGAACAUGUUUCUAUAAAUAAAAAAAUGCAUAAUAGCUG